UUAAGGCGCCUGGCCUUUGCUUUCUAGGGAAUACCACAACCAAGCAAGUGGGCCCUCCUUGGCCUCGAUCAAUUCAAGACAUUCUGCCAAAAUGCUCCUGCUGUUGCUCAGGAUCAUUGUGCUGCACGUGUCAGUGCUUGUCCUUCUCUUCGUGUCAACGAUUGUCAGUCAAUGGCUCACUAGUGGUGUGUGUGUGACGGACCUUUGGCAGAACUGCACCUUGGGAUCACUCUCAGAUGUAUUUCAUUGUACACAGUCAUCUCCAAAUGAAUGGUUACAAUCUGUCCAAGCAUCGAUGAUCCUAUUCAUCAUCUUCAGUGUUUUGUCUUUGUUCCUGUUCUUCUGCCAGCUCUUCACUCUCACUAAGGGCGGAUGGUUCUACCUUACUGGCAUUUUCCAGAUUCUUGCAGGCCUGAGUGUGAUGAGUGGAUCUGCCAUCUUCACCAUGAGGCAGUCAGACUGGCAUCAGCCUUCAGAGAACCUCUCCUUCAGCUUCUCGUACAUCCUGGCCUGGGUGGCCCUCCUGCUGGCCCUCCUUAGUGGGGUGAUUUAUGUCAUUUUGAGGAAGCAUGAAUGA
This is a messenger RNA of Eublepharis macularius, 577 nucleotides long. Its product is annotated as peripheral myelin protein 22-like. The transcript has a single exon. The coding region runs from base 92 to 577 and encodes 161 amino acids. NCBI's taxonomy places the organism in Eukaryota, Metazoa, Chordata, Lepidosauria, Squamata, Eublepharidae. The record is from RefSeq and is a predicted model, not a curated record. Gene Ontology annotation, cellular component: plasma membrane.